Moneuplotes crassus is the source of this 629-nucleotide messenger RNA. NCBI's taxonomy places the organism in Eukaryota, Ciliophora, Spirotrichea, Euplotida, Euplotidae. The record is from the annotation of a GenBank genome assembly.
UCCCACACAAAAUGCCUAAGAAGAAAGUAGUGAAGAAGAAGACAAAGCCAAGGAAGAAGAAGGAGGAAGAGAAGCAACAGGAGGAACAGCAGGAGGAACAGCAGGAGGAACAGGUUGAGGUGAAGAAGGAAGAGGUGGUACAGAAGAGGGAUGAAGAGCAGCAGCAAGGACAUCCAGUGGGGGAAGAGGCUAAGGAAGAGGAGAAGAGAGAUAAAGAGGGGGAUGAUAAGCAACAGGAUGUGCAGAAAGUGACAGUUUCUAGUGUAUCGAUAAUUAAGAAUGAUACCUCCAAGUUUAUCACGAAAGAACAGAGAAUGGCGAGAUUUGCAACCCAGGAUCCUUCGAAGGUGAAUACCUUUAGUGUGAAAAAUCUGGGUGUCACUACAAGUCUUUCAAAGCAAGAUGACUUUGAAAAGAAAAAGUUAGAGCGCAUGAAAAGAUUUGGAAUAGUUCCUAAAACUUUAGAAAGUCUCCCGACAACCAAAAAUAAUAAGAAAGGAGCAAGGGAAAAUGAUCCUGAAUUUUUAAAGAGAAAAGAAAGGAUUUCUAGAUUUGGGGCUGACCAAUAUAUCGAUGCUCUUAGACAAAAGAAAAGAUUCAAGAAAUAGAAAAGAAGUCAUUACAAGUUU